AUGUUUGCCUGUUUCAUCGCUUUUUUCCAUGUUUUGUCCCUUGGGGCGGCGACUGUUAUCUCGCCCAGUCACGUCAAGACCGUCAUCCAAAGGGAUAUCGUGAUUCUUGGUGGCGGUGCUUCCGGUGCCCAUGCCGCUGUUCUACUCCGCGAUUCCGGGGAGGAUAUUGCCGUUGUUGAGGAACAGGACCGUCUUGGUGGCCACGUAGCAUCAUACAUCGAUCCUAUAACUCGCAAACUGUACGACUAUGGCGUCAACUCGUACACUGACUCCGGCGAGGCCCUUAAGUUUUUUGCGCGCUUCAAUAUCACAGUCCAAAGUCCUGUUCGUCGACCCCUGGUGACCAUAAACGCCGACUUCAACACAGGCCGCGUCACAAACUAUUCGGCGCCGGCCUCGGCCGAUACCACAAUCGCUCUGGAGAAGUACCUCGCUAUCUGCGAGAUGUACAAAUCCAUGAUCACUCCUUCUUACGCCAAUUUCCCGAACACUACAGCUGGUAUUCCGGAGGACUUGCUGCUCAAGUUCUCGGAUUUUGUCGAGAAGUACAAUCUCCGAGCUGCCGUCCCACGUAUCUUCCAGGUCACUGGCCUUGGCAUGGGCAACCUUGCCAACCAGACGACCUUGUACGUGAUGCAAGCGUUCGACGCGGACCUGACCCGCUCCCUGCUGGGUAAGGUCUCCUCUUUCGUCCCUGUUUCCGGGCGGAAGCAAGACCUUUACGACGCUAUCGCUAAGCUACUGGGCGACGACGUCUUCCUCUCGUCCAUGGCUAUUGAAACCCAUCGAACGGAUGAGGGCGUUGAAGUUCUGGUCCGCGGCGCCGACGGCCAGUUAACUCUCAUCCGUGCGAAGAAGCUCCUCAUUGCCUUCGAGCCCACCCUUGCCAAUCUCGAAGGAAUCGACAUCGACGCGAAAGAGAAAGCGGUUUUUUCCAGAUGGGAGUGGUCCCACGUGCACGUUGGUGUCGUCUCUCACCCUUCCCUUCGGAAUGGCUCUUCUCUUGCCAAUCAAGACCCCAGCAAGUGGCUCUCUCUCCCCGAGACCCCUUCUGUUGGCCGUUUCGACGAUCUAGGCGAUGGCUAUUUUCGAGUGCUCGUUACCGGGCCCCCUGACUACAACUCCUGUAAGGCGAAGAGCCUAGUGAACAGAUCCUUAGAGAAACUCGCCGACGCCGGCACGAUCUCACGUCUCGACGCUGAGAGGAUUGAGUACAAGGCCUGGUCCGACCACGGCCCCAUGCACCUGCGCGUGUCUGCCUCUGAUAUCAGUGACGGCCACAUAACGGACCAAUACGGAUUGCAAGGCCACCUGAGCACGUACUACACAGGCGCCGGUUACUGCGCACAAUUUACAACUAGGCUGUGGGAGUACAACAGUCAAUUUCUUGUCCCCAUGUUACUAGCCGGCCUCUGA
Colletotrichum spaethianum is the source of this 1416-nucleotide messenger RNA. RefSeq names its product beta-cyclopiazonate dehydrogenase. Lineage: Eukaryota; Fungi; Ascomycota; Sordariomycetes; Glomerellales; Glomerellaceae. The record is from RefSeq and is a predicted model, not a curated record. Bases 1 to 1416 code for a protein of 471 amino acids. The transcript has 2 exons.